AUGGUCGCCUCAGGAAAGUCUCUGCUUCUAACUCGCGUGGGCUACGGCAGCUACAAGAUCAGAUGCAGUGGUGCUCCCUCUUGCGCCCAGUGUGAGAGGAAGGGGAUUAUCUGCCAGUUCCACUUCUCUACGAAAGAGAAUCAUGGCCCAUCACAAGACUUCACGACUGCCGCCGUCGACGGCAUCGAAAGUCCAGACGAAAAUGGGACUCGCCACCCGAUAACAGCUCCCAGUGCAGAGCUAUCAGGACCUGUGGGCGGAGACGAUUCGCCUUUAUCUUUAACAGUCACGGUUGAUACUCAGGCCUCAGCUGCUGAUGAUAAUCCACGAGAGUGUCAAGCCACCACCACAAACGGACCGACACAGCUAGCUACACAUAUCAUCUGCCAUUCUCCACGUUCAUUACGAGAACACACCAUGCAUUUCGACCCGCAACUGCCACAGGAGACGGGCCUGGAGCACGUCCCUUCCCGGCUGCACCAGACUACAUCAAAUCAAAAUCGAGACAGUAUCACGGAACUGCGUCCGAGCGAUACGCCUUGGUCGUGGUUCAAUUGGGAAAGUGAUCUACCAUUUGAGCCUCCUCACGCUGAAGUUCUAUUCAAUAACAUGGGAGGCAGUGCAGACAUCAGCUAUAGUGAUCCAAUUCCGUCUGGGAGAGAAGAAAGGAGUGAGGUCCAGACCAGUGCUUACUUACACAGCGACCCAGCUGACCUAUUCGGUACGGUACUGAGAGUCCUGGACACUCUCGAUUCACCAGAGCACAAGAGCCUUCUUCUUGAUGUGCCUAAAAUGAAUGAUGCGGAUAUGCUCAAGUUCUGGAACCAAUAUUUCAAAGUCUUUCACAAGAAAUUCCCGGUUGUACACCGCGCUUCCACCCAAAUUGGGAAAAGCCCCCCGCUUUUGGUCAGCGUGAUCACUGCGAUCGGAGCCAGUUACAGCUCAGGACCCGGGGAUACAGAGUAUUAUGUUCGUGUCUUUGCUAGAAUCUGUAUGAUCCUCUCAUGUAAAUCCUGCGGCUCGCAGGGAGCUCACAAACUUUGCGACCCACUGACAUUACUUCUGUGCCAAUGCAUUGUAUAUUUUUUCAUCAUCAUCGACCGCUCUGGGAUCUUUCGCCCUUGGGCCCUCGCUGGUCAGGCGUGCAUGGUCACUACCGCGCGGAACGCGUCUGUGUUCUACUCCGACCACGGGCUGAACAGUGACUCGGAAGUCGGCAGUGCGACAUCCCCCUCAGACCUCAGCACAGUGGAUUGCUCCCUCAGUCCGCAAGAACUGUUGGAUCAGGAUCUGGAAGGUACAAUAAUCCAUAGGCAGUGGCUGGAGUGGAUUGCAGCAGAAAAACGUAAACGGCUUGGAUGGGCCGUCGUGGCCAUUCAUAGUUUGUAUCACCUUCGCGCACAAUCCCCUUUCCGGCUCAGCUUCGCCGAGCUGGACCUCUACUUACCUUACGAUGAUAACAUGUGGGAAGCAACCGAUGCAACGUCUUGGCGCAGACAAUUCCCAUGGACCGAUCGGCCUCCAAGAACGUUGCCACUUCAAGGCGCGAUUCGGACCCAUUCUGAGAAUUCAUCUUGCAUGACCGACUUACCCACGUUGGCAACACUGGCCGUGGGAAGCCUGGUGGAGCUGGUUCAUCGCGACAAACAGCAGCGGUUGCCCGGAAUCCAAAGCUCUCUGAAAUCCGAAGCAGCACGAAAACGAGGGUGGCAUCUGUUGGUGGAUGAAAUUGUCGAUGCUGUACAAGGUGAAAAGAGAUCUCUUUAG
Cladophialophora bantiana CBS 173.52 is the source of this 1767-nucleotide messenger RNA. RefSeq lists its product as uncharacterized. Gene Ontology annotation, molecular function: zinc ion binding; DNA binding; DNA-binding transcription factor activity, RNA polymerase II-specific. The record is from RefSeq and is a predicted model, not a curated record. Lineage: Eukaryota; Fungi; Ascomycota; Eurotiomycetes; Chaetothyriales; Herpotrichiellaceae. Gene Ontology annotation, biological process: DNA-templated transcription; regulation of DNA-templated transcription. The coding region runs from base 1 to 1767 and encodes 588 amino acids. The transcript has 5 exons.